Molecule: messenger RNA, 5328 nt
Organism: Anopheles gambiae (African malaria mosquito)
Lineage: Eukaryota; Metazoa; Arthropoda; Insecta; Diptera; Culicidae
Product: phospholipid-transporting ATPase ABCA3
Exons: 9
Coding region: 138-5129 (1663 amino acids)
Biological process (GO): lipid transport; transmembrane transport
Cellular component (GO): membrane; intracellular membrane-bounded organelle
Molecular function (GO): lipid carrier activity; ABC-type transporter activity; ATP binding
Source: RefSeq, a predicted model, not a curated record
AACAUCGAUAAAUGUGCCGCGACCGGUGAGAACUGUUUCAGUCUGUCUCCGGUAGCGUCGGUGAUUGUAGCGGACGUCAUAAAUCUAACAAGUGGACUACAUUUUCGCCUCUAAAGUUAUUGCCUAGGUAACCAAAAAUGAGCACCUCAAAUUGGGGCAAGUUCGUCUUGCUCCUGUGGAAAAACUGGAUCAUCACCAAACGGCACUACCUACAGACGUUCUUCGAAAUAGCCAUCCCUGUGCUGGCCUGCAUCCUGCUGAUCGUGAUCCGCGGACUAGUCGAUGCGGAAGAGUUCGAGCAACCAACCAUCUUCAAUCCGCUCGAGCUGAACACCAUCUCACAUCUUAGAAAUAAUUCCCAAAUAGAUCCCCCCAUCAUCUACUCGAUCGCAUACUCACCUCAAAGUCCAUUGCUGCAGAGCAUCGUAGAACGAUCCACCGCCUACCUGGAUGAAGAGUUGGCAGUGAUAGCGUUCAACAGUUCCCAAACACUCCAGGCUCAUCUGCAGGUGAACAAUAUCCUCGUUGGAAUCGAAUUUCCCGACAUCUAUGCAAACUUGACGCAACUACCGGAGCAGACCGUGCUGUCAUUGCGAUACCCGAGUGAGAUGCGUACGUUCCGCGAGACGGGCACCGAGUUUUGGAACAACUGGCAAACGGAGCGACUGUUUCCUCCGUUUCAAGUGCCCGGUGCGCGACAGUUCGAACGCGACGAUGGUGGCUAUCCGGCGAACUACUACAACGAGACGUUCCUCCAGAUUCAGAGUGCCAUUUCACGGUCGAUUCUGCAACAGCGCGAUCCCAACUAUCAGUUCCCGGAUGUGUAUCUGAGUCGCUAUCCAUAUCCUCCCUUCUACAGUGACAACCUGCUAGUGGGAUUAGAAAAUUUGCUCCCACUGAUCAUUGUGAUCGCUUUCUUCUACACCUGCAUCAACACGGUCAAGUACAUUACGGUGGAGAAGGAGCGACAGCUAAAGGAGGCGAUGAAGAUCAUGGGCCUUUCCAGCUGGCUGCACUGGUCGGCCUGGUUCGUUAAGUGCAUCAGCCUACUGCUCAUCUCGAUCUCGAUCAUUACCGUACUACUCUGCGUCAGCAUUACCACCAACACCGACCUGGCUAUCUUUACGUUCGCCAACUGGUUCGCGAUCUGGUUCUAUCUGUUUAUCUACAGCCUCGCCACCAUCACGUUCUGCUUCAUGAUGAGCACGUUCUUCUCCAAAGCGAACACGGCGUCCGGCAUAGCCGGGCUGAUGUGGUUCGUUUUUGUGAUGCCGUACAACAUUGCCUUCUCGAACUACGACACGAUGUCACUGUCGGCGAAGCUGGCCCUCUGCCUAUUCCACAACUCCGGCAUGUCGUUCGGGUUUAUGUUGAUUAUGCGCCACGAAGGCACCACGAACGGGUUGCAGUGGUCGAACAUGUUCGAUCCGGUGACGGUCGACGAUGAUCUGAGCGUUGGCGCGACGAUGAUGAUGCUGCUGGCAGAUGCCGUGAUCUAUCUCGUGAUUGCCCUGUACGUGGAGAAGGUGUUCCCGGGUGAGUACGGUGUCGCGGAGCCGUGGUACUUUCCGGUGACGAAAAAGUUCUGGACAAGCCAGGUCACACCGACGGGCGGUGAGGAUGGAGCUGAGCAGCAGCACGACAUAAGCGGAUCAACUACCGUGGAAGCGGAACCCGUGGGCAAGUACGCCGGAAUUCGUAUCAAAGGUUUGCGGAAAGUGUUCAACAAGACGAAGGUUGCCGUCAAGGGACUCCAUUUGAGUAUGUUCGAGGAUCAAAUCACGGUCCUGCUGGGGCACAAUGGAGCCGGCAAGACGACCACCAUGUCCAUGCUGACCGGCGUCUUCUCACCCACGUCCGGGACGGCCCUGAUAAAUGACUGUGACAUUCGCAGCAACAUCGAGGGUGCACGCAAAUCGCUCGGCCUUUGUCCGCAGCAUAAUGUGCUGUUCAACGAGAUGACCGUUUCGGAGCACAUCAAAUUCUUCGCCCGGCUAAAGGGCGUCGAAAGCAAACGCAUACCGCAGGAGAUCGAUCACUACGUGUCGGUGCUGCAGCUAGAGGAUAAACGACAUGCCCAAAGCCACACCCUGUCGGGUGGUAUGAAGCGCAAGCUGGCCGUUGGUGUGGCGUUGUGCGGAGGUUCCAAGGUGGUAUUCUGUGAUGAGCCAACGUCUGGUAUGGAUCCGACAGCUCGGCGAGCGCUGUGGGAUCUACUGAUUCAGGAGAAGAAGGGACGCACCAUUUUACUCUCCACGCACUUCAUGGAUGAGGCAGACAUAUUGGGCGAUCGCAUCGCGAUCAUGGCGGACGGUGAACUGAAAGCGGCAGGGUCGUCGUUUUUCCUGAAGAAACGAUUCGGCGUUGGCUAUCGGUUGAUCUGCGUUAAGGAGGAUGGUUGUGAUUCGACGCGUGUAACAGACCUGAUGCGAAAGCACAUCCCCAACCUAGACGUUGACACCGACAUCGGUACGGAGUUGUCGUACGUGCUGGAUGAUGAGUACACCGCGCUGUUCCAACCAUUACUACAGGAUCUUGAGACACACUCCACAUCUCUCGGCAUUAGCAGCUACGGCAUCUCGUUAACGACGCUCGAGGAAGUGUUUCUGCGUGUUGGUAGUGACUCACAUGCACUAGACAAGAAGCCCAACGGAACGGACCAGCCAGCCCAGCCGUACGCCCUUACGGAAACUUCGAAUGGGUCCACCGUUACGCUCACGCUCGAUGAUCAAGAUCAUAAGCUACUGACUGGAUUCCCGCUACUUUCGAACCAACUCCAGGCAAUGCUGCUCAAGAAGGCAAUCGCUACAAAGCGCAGCUGGAUAGCACUACUCGUGCAGAUCUUUAUACCGAUCUUUUUCGUAAUCAUGACAGUGGUAAUCGUGCGCUCGUUCCCCGACGCUCUCUCGCUUCCAGCCCUUCCGAUCGCGUUUGACAGCUACUCCAGUACCGUCACUGUGCUGGAAGGAACAUCAGCUGACACUAGCGUGAUACAGGCCUAUCAGCAGCUGUUCGAAGGGGCAGGCGCCAGUCGUUCGCUCGUAACGGUUACGGAACCAAUGGUGGACUACAUUCUCAAACGAUACGAACAAAACUUGCCCCAAGUUAACAAUGAGUUCAUGGUGGGAGCAUCGAUCACACCGACCAACCACACGGUUUGGUUCAAUGCGCAAGGAUUCCACACGGCCCCGCUGGCGGUGAGCACGUUCUACAAUGCGAUGCUGCGCACGGUUUGCGCCCAGUGUUCGAUACUGAUCACGAACGAUCCGUUGCCAUUCCGGCCAGAGACAAGGUUCACACAACUACAGGCAGGAAAUAACAUGGGAUUCCAGCUGGCGUUCAACACCGGGUUUGCGAUGGCAUUCGUGGCCGCACUCUACAUCAUGUUCUACAUUAAGGAGCGAGUGACCAGGUCGAAACUGCUGCAGUUCGUUAGCGGUGCCAACGUUCUCGGCUUUUGGCUCAUCUCCUUUCUGUGGGAUUUUAUGACCUUCUUCGUAACGAUCAUGUUCUAUGUUGCGGUGCUGGCAGCGUUUCAGGAAGAUGGAUGGUCUACUGGAGAUGAGAUAGGUCGUGUAAUUCUAGUGAUGGUCGUGUUUGGAUUUGCCUUCCUACCGCUCACCUAUCUGCUGUCGUUCGCGUUCGAUAUCCCGGCGAGCGGGUUCGUUAAGGUGAUGAUCCUUAACAUCUUUACCGGUACGAUCUUCUUCAUGACCGUGUUUUUGCUGCUGUUCGAUGGGUUCGAUCUGCGCCACGUGGCCGAGGGUAUGGAAUGGGCCUUCCUUAUAUUCCCACUGUUUGCGCUCAGCCAUUCGCUCAGCAACAUGAACAUUGCCGUCGCCACGCAGCAGGUGUGCGACUCGCAGUGCGCACUAAUACCAAACUGUACGCCGGAGUUGUUGUGCCGCGUCUUUCCCCAAUGCUGCAAUACUGAAAUAUUCACCUUCGAGCGUACCGGCAUCAGUCGCAACCUGAUGUACAUGUUUGUGGUAGGGUUGAUCUCCUUCCUGCUGCUGAUGUGCAUCGAGUACCGUGUCAUCGAUCGGGUCUUUAAGCGCAAGUCCAAGCAGGCCGCUCCACCCAGCGAAUCGGACGAGAUCGAUUCGGACGUGCGGAUGGAGAAGCUGCGUGUUCGAGGACUGACUGAAGGUGAAAUCGCCGCCAACAAUCUGGUCCUGCGGGACGUUACCAAGUACUAUAAGAAGUUCCUCGCUGUCAAUCAACUCUCGCUGGCGGUGGAACACUCCCAGUGCUUCGGACUGCUGGGUGUGAAUGGUGCCGGCAAGACGACCACCUUCAAGAUGAUGACGGGCGAUGAGAACAUUUCGUACGGUGAAGCAUGGGUCAAUGGGGUAAGCUUGAACAGCAACAUGAAUGAGGUGCACCGUCGCAUCGGAUAUUGUCCCCAGUUUGAUGCGCUGAUCGAUGAUCUCACCGGGCGCGAAACGCUCCGAAUCUUUGCCCUGUUGCGCGGAAUACCGAAGUCGGAGAUAGCGGCCCUGUCGAGCCGGUUGGCAGAGGAGCUUAACUUUUCGAAGCACAUCGACAAGCAGACUAAGGCGUACAGUGGAGGCAACAAGCGUAAGCUCAGCACGGCGCUGGCACUGAUGGGCAAUCCGGCCGUGGUGUAUCUGGACGAACCGACGACCGGAAUGGAUCCGGGUGCUCGCCGACAGCUGUGGGACGUUGUGUGCAAGGAACGGGCGGCUGGUAAAGCCAUCGUGCUGACGUCACACAGCAUGGAGGAGUGUGAGGCGCUCUGCACGCGGCUGGCCAUCAUGGUGAAUGGAGAGUUUAAAUGUCUCGGAUCGACGCAACACUUGAAGAAUAAGUUCUCCAAUGGGUACUUCCUCACGAUAAAGCUGAAGCGUACGGAAGUAGUCAAUACGGGACGGAUUGAUGAGGUGAAGCAGUACAUCGUGGAGCGGUUCCCGGAGGCAGAAUUGAAGGAAGAGUAUCUCGAAUCGGUGACGUACCAGAUUCCGUCGGCCAACACACGAUGGUCCACCAUGUUCGGCAUCAUGGAGGACGCCAAGAAGGUGCUCGACAUCGAGGACUACGCUCUUGGACAGACUUCGCUCGAGCAGGUGUUUCUGUACUUCACGAAAUUCCAGCGAGUAGAAGACUAAAAGAAGUCUACGCUAACUGCCGACUAUGAGUCACGUACCUCACGCAUCUGAUAGUGUGGUGGUGCAAAUCGAUGAAGGAUCUUCUUUUCUGACCUCUACUUUACGGGUAGCCUGUAUACAUUUAGUACUAUUUAUUUGUGAUGGAAAGUAUUUUGUAAGAGAAAAGUAUUAAGUAUAUUAAAAGCACUGAAAAACAGAA